CAGGAUCACAUCUACCCAUAUCAUAUCCCAGCAAGCAUUGCGGCAUAAUUAGGGUCUGGCGUCCAUUUUCUUUCUCGAGGUGAGCGCUGAAGAAACAGAAGACGGUUCCUGAAGACUUGUGGACUAGUGACGGUGGUUACACGUAGGGUUGUUCUUCAUAAUGCCAGAGGCAGACACACCAGGAAAAAUUUUUGUGGCUGGACUGAACCUGGAAACAAACGAGACAACUUUGGAGAAGCUCUUCAACAAAUACGGCAAGAUCGUUGAAGUUCUGUUGAUGAAAGAUAAGAUCACUGCAAGAUCCAGAGGAUUUGGUUUUAUCACAUUUGAGAACCCCAGAGACGCAGAAGUAGCAGUUAAAGAGAUGAACGGGCAGGACGUUGCAGGGAAAGUUAUCAAAGUGGACCGUGCCACGAAGCCCGCUCACGCACCAGGGGAGAAAGGCCCCAGUCGUGGCCCCCCAGGUAGGGGUCCCCCGAGUCGAGGCCCCCCAGGUCGGGGCCCUCCUCUCAGAGGACCCCCCGGGCGAGGCCCACCCCCGUCCAGAGGGGGCAGGGGAGGGAAGGGUGCCCGGGAUUCCCGCGGCGGGCGCGGAGGAGGCCCCCCGUCCCGUGGACGUGGAGGAAUGUCCCGCGGUGGCAGGGGAGGCUCACGUCUGGACCGUGGCGGCCGGUCAGACUACGGUGGCGCAGACUACAAUGGGAGCCGAUCUGGGGGGUACGACCGACUCGAUGGAGGCUUUGGAGCAGGCAGAGGAGGACGGGGUGCCAAACGCGGUCCGCCCGACCGCAUGGGAGGCCCCCCUCCCAAAUCUGGCAGGUUUGACUCUGAUCGAGGCCCCCCUCCGUCGCGAGGCCCACCUCCACUCUCCCGAGGACCCGACCGCAGCCCCCCGCCCACCAGCCGCGGCCCGCCGCCACGCAGCAGCUACGACGACUACCCGUCACGCGACUACCCGCCGCCUCGCGACAGCAGGGACUAUGACCGGGACUUCUUGAGGGACCCACCAGUGAGGGAGAGGUUACCGCCACAGCGAGACUAUCCUCCGCUCCGUGAGCGAGGUCCAUCUCGGGCGGACUACGGCCCUCCCAGAGAGAGAGAAGUGCCGCCAAGGGAUUCUGGGUACGGUGGCAGAGACUACGGCAGCACACGAGACACCUAUGGGGCCUCCCGUGCUCCAGAAUACGGUGGGCGCGACAGUUACAGCACUGCUCGUGACAGCUACAGCAGCGCAAGCCGCGACUAUCCCCCGCGUGACUACGGACCACCUUCCUCCGGCCGUGACUACCCCCCGACGACAGGGCGGGACUACGGCGACAGCGGCCGAGGGUACUCCUCGCGGGAGUCCUACGCAGGGGGUCGCGACUACCCUCCACCGGAGAGGGAGCCUGGGUAUGGGCGUGAUUCGUAUUCUGACAGUUACCCUGACAGUGCCCGUUAUGACAGCUACUCUGGUGGCAGCGCACGCGGACCACCCUCUCGUGCCCCACCGCCAAGCUAUUCAAGCAGCAGUGCCCGCGGAUACGGGGAUAGUUACGAUACGUACGGGAGUUCCCGCUCUGCCGGCCCUGGAUACGAAGAACGCCGCAGUGCCGGUAGACCGGAGCGGGCAGGAGGACGAGAUGCGUAUCCAUCGAGCUAUGGAGGCCGCGGAGGCGGGCGGCCAGAACGUGGCGGUUACGGGGGUGGUGGCGGGAGCCGUGGGUACGACCGUCGUUGAAACCCACAGAUUGUCUCUUCGAAACCAGGAAAAGUCAAAGAGCAAAAGAUCUUGUUCUCCAAGCCAGAUGAAUACAGUACUUUUCCAUUUUAUAGCUGAAGUCUUGAUGAUCAGUGGCAACUGCAAUCUCUUUUAGAUCAAUGUGAAACUAGUAAAAACAUCUUUUCUACUCCCAAACCAUCAUGUAACCUAGGCAAAGACAAUGUGAUUGGGGAACUAUCAAAUGAAAGAAAGGACUGACAUUUCCACUACGUUCUAACAAUGAAGACUUAAGUCAAAAAAUUUUUCUCAACUCAUCCACAGUACAAAUAUUGCAGUUAUAAGAAGUAUUGUUCAACUAUAGAAUGUAUGGGCACUUCCUGAAAAGUAUGUUCACUUUUUAUAAACAAUGGAGACAAGGAAAAUCCACCUCAACUGUUUCAUACUGUGUAUACUGCCAUUUUCAAUGUUGUCCAACUACAAGACAUGCCAAUCGUACAACCAAUGAGAAGGAAUGAAACAAGUAGGACAGAAAAAGUUUCACUAAAUACUUAGGAAGUUCUGUUGUCAGUUGCCCUGCUGUACGUGGGUACUUUAUUGUUUUAGGCUUUCCUUUUAUUAUCAGCUAAAUGUUGUAGGAAACGUGUAGUUUUGUUAAAGUCUGUGUAUUCGAAUAAUAAACCAUACAUCUGAAAA
Molecule: messenger RNA, 2395 nt
Organism: Branchiostoma belcheri (Belcher's lancelet)
Lineage: Eukaryota; Metazoa; Chordata; Leptocardii; Amphioxiformes; Branchiostomatidae
Product: RNA-binding motif protein, X chromosome-like
Exons: 10
Coding region: 161-1720 (519 amino acids)
Biological process (GO): positive regulation of mRNA splicing, via spliceosome
Cellular component (GO): spliceosomal complex
Molecular function (GO): RNA binding
Source: RefSeq, a predicted model, not a curated record